Molecule: messenger RNA, 1218 nt
Organism: Empidonax traillii (willow flycatcher)
Lineage: Eukaryota; Metazoa; Chordata; Aves; Passeriformes; Tyrannidae
Gene: PLSCR1
Product: phospholipid scramblase 1
Exons: 9
Coding region: 22-903 (293 amino acids)
Biological process (GO): plasma membrane phospholipid scrambling
Cellular component (GO): plasma membrane
Molecular function (GO): phospholipid scramblase activity
Source: RefSeq, a predicted model, not a curated record
ACUGUAAGCAAAUCCACGGCGAUGCAAGGACCUCAACCUGCCACGGCACCUGGAGUCCCCUAUGGCCCCCCUCAGCCUGUCCCUGGGACUUACCAAGGUGCAGGGAACUAUGGCUUCCAAGCCCAGUACACGGGAUUCCCAGGCGGACCUGCUGUUCCACCUGUGCAGAAUCAGCCCGUCAUGCAUGGGGGGACGAUUUGGAUGCCUAUCCCUCCUUCUAUUCCCAACUGCCCUCCUGGACUGGAAUACCUCACACAGAUUGACCAGAUAUUAAUUCAUCAGCAAAUCGAACUUCUUGAGAUUUUGACUGGCUUUGAAACAAACAACAAAUACGAGCUGAAGAAUGCGCUGGGGCAGAGGGUGUACUUUGCAGCAGAGGACACCGACUGCCUCACCAGGAUGUGCUGUGGCCCCUCGCGGCCCUUCACCCUCCACAUCAUCGACAACCUGGGCCGCGAGGUGAUAACCCUGCAGAGGCCCCUGCGCUGCUCCUCCUGCUGCUUCCCCUGCUGUCUGCAGGAGAUGGAAGUGCAGGCGCCUCCAGGAACAACAGUUGGUUAUGUUGUCCAGAACUGGCAUGCCUGCCUGCCAAAGUUCACCAUUCAAGAUGAGAAAAGAAUGGAUAUUCUGAAAAUUACCGGCCCCUGUGUCGUCUGCAGCUGUUGUGAUGAUGUUAAUUUUGAGGUGAAGUCUGUGGAUGAGACCUGUACUGUGGGGAGGAUCUCUAAGCACUGGACUGGGUUUGUGAAAGAAGCCUUUACAGAUGCAGAUAACUUUGGAAUCGCAUUCCCAAUGGACCUGGAUGUGAGAAUGAAAGCUGUCAUGAUCGGAGCUUGCUUCCUUAUCGACUUCAUGUUUUUUGAGCACGGUGCUGAUAGGCAACAGCAGUCGGGAGUUUGGUGAUGAAAUCUAGAAGUUUUUUAUAGAAGAAAGAAGAACAUGGAUCUCCCAGUGAACUGCAGGGCUCCAGUAAGAAUGUGAGAAGUGUACAUAUUACAGUUACACUUCUAUAACGGAAAAGCUUUAUUAUCCUUUUUUUCUUGGUGUGUUUUUUUUUUUUUUUUGUGGGGGGUUCUCUGGUGAAAUACUUUGUAGUAUUGAAAUAGGAACCCUUUAUCUGCAUAGAUGAAUACUGUGGUUUAUAAAAAUACAUGGCAACCUUUUUAUUCCCAAGAGAUUUGAAAUUGUAAAGUAACUACUUAUAGUAAUACUUGAAUU